AUGACCGAAGGGUCUGAUAGUAUGAAAAAGGGUAGCAGAUUUAGGUGCAACUAUUAUCGUAUAUCAUCAAUUGUGGUCAUGUCUUUUCUUGUCCUAUUUAUGUAUUGGGCUAUGUUCUCUUCAAGCAGUGCAACUGACGUAGAGAGCGCCAAUGGCUUGCAAUCAAGAAAUCUUAUAAGCAACAAUCGGGACAAAUUUAGUGAAAGAUUGUUCAACAGAUUGGAUCAAGACGAAAGACUCCGUAAACUUAAAAACAAUCUACCAACAUUUGAUAAAGAUGUAACAUCCUUCCAAAGCAGACCUAAAUCAAUGAAUGAUCUGAAUAUAGACAAUACCGACAUACGGCAAGAUAUUCCUUCGAACAAGGAGCAGGUUCAAGAUUCCACCAACAGGGACCAAGAUUCCAAUAACAGAUUCAAAAAUGGAAACUUAAUGGAGAAGAAGGUACUGUUUGACACUCCUCAUACAAGUAGAGAAAACCAGCAACCUAAACUAGACAACCCACAAGAGCACGGGGACAGCCCAGCAGUAAAUAGUUGGAACCCUCAAUCACAGACACAGAAUAAUGCACAAUCAACUAAUUCUAAAUCUGAUAAGUGGAUAGUACUGACUACUAUACAAUAUCCAACAGAAGAUGUUAAGUUUUUAGCUCAGUUAGAGGAUUGGAAUAUAGUUGUAGCUGGUGAUACUAAAACUCCUCCGGAUUGGCAAUUUGGUAACAUUCAUUACCUAAGCGUCGACAAACAGAAUGCAUUGGGUUUUGAAACUGUGAAGCUGUUGAAAACCAAAGCUUACUCUAGGAAGAACGCUGCUUAUCUGUAUGCCUUACAGCAUGGUGCUAAAAUUCUGUAUGAAACUGAUGAUGACAAUAGGCCCCUGGAUCAUCUGAAAAACUUUAUUUACGAAGCAAAAACUACUGGUUUGAAAUUUGUUGGACAGAAUUUCUUCAACCCCUAUCGACAUUUUGGACAGCCGACUUUAUGGCCACGUGGUUAUCCCCUUGGUUUUGUUGGAAAUGAAAACUACACCGAUAAUUACAGACUAGGCCUGUAUAAAACUCCAUCAGUUCAACAAGGAGUAGUAAAUGGCGAUCCUGAUAUGGGCGCCAUGUUCCGACUUACCAGAAAAACCACCACAGAAAUGUUGAAUGUAUCAUUUGAUGGCGAAGCUCCGCCCGUCAUUGUUCCCCCUGGUGUAUUGGCACCGUACAAUUCCCAAAACACUUUUUUCCUUUACGAUGCUUUAUGGUCAUUGGUCAUUCCACAGACUGUUACAUUUAGGGUGUGUGAUAUAUGGAGAGGAUAUUGGGCACAGAGAUUACUGUGGGAGAUUGGGGCCAGUGUUGGAUUCUUUGGUCCUAAUGCUUUUCAGAAGCGCAAUUCCCAUUCGUAUGUAGUAGAUGCCAUUGAUGAGGAAUAUCUUUACUUCAAGACUCACGAUUUAUUUGAUGCUCUGUUAGCUUGGAAGUGUGACGAGUCUUAUUCUUUCUUUAAAUGUGUAAUUAGUUUGACAGAACAUAUGAGAGAUAAGGAAUUCUGGAAAAAUGGCGAUGUCGAUUUGAUCAAAGCUUGGAUCGUUGACUUACAGAAGAUUGGAUACAAAGAACCACAACGUGUGCCAUUUACAAUGUUACAACAGGGAUCAAUUCAGCAGUCCAACACAGAUGAAACGAAAUUAACUUUCACCGCUAGAGAAAUGUUCCCACCAAUGUAUUAUAAGAGUAAAUAUAUUGUAACCUCCUACUGGAGCCACGUAGAGAGAGUACUAAAAACCUGCCACCCACUCAGAUUUCCUAUAGCAGAUCGUUCCGUCCAACAACCAGUACAUUCAGACAUUGUCCUUAUUGUCGUAUUUAAAACCUCUAAUUACGAAAUCAUCCCAAAGCUGAACACACUAUAUGGAUCUAAAUUCCCACAUAUUGCUUAUUGUGGUAGCGACUUUUCUGAAUAUCAAAGGAGAUCAAAAUCUUUUUCAGAGCCAAUUACAUUUGUUGAGGCGAAAAUAGAAUCCGGUUUCUUCAGCUACAGAUGUAUUUCUCAAGUGAUGAAGAUGAAGUACAGGCUCAAUGGUUUCCUUAUGAUUGGAAGUGACACCUUAAUCAAUCCUUGGAUUUUCGACACGAUGACUGACAGAAAGAAACUAUGGUUUGAUCACUCUAAGUUAUUGAGACCUGUUUCUCGACAAGCUGAUCAAAUGCCGUCUUGGGAUGGCUGGGUUAGCGAAUUUGGAAAAACUGCCGUGAACAAAGCCUGGUUAGAUUUAAGUGAAAAGAUUAAGAGUGAUUCUCUGCUGGCUGAAACAUUCCAGAAAGAAUUUAUAAGAAAUUUGCAUGACAAUACUAAGAUGGAAGAUGGUGUGUUUGUUGGACCAUCUGAUGUUAUUUACAUUCCCAAUACAGUUUCUGAAAAGGCUAUCAGAUAUUUGGACAUAUUCUCUCAGCACAAUGUUUUACACGAAAUAGUAAUCCCUACCCUUAUAUCUGGAUUAGAUCUGAAAGACAAUAUGAUACCAUUAAAUGGUAAAUACUUAUGGAAAACAACUGAAAAGGACAAUUUCCAUCUAUCAUUCGACCAAACAUUGACAUUUUUACACCCAGUGGAAAUAGGCAAAUCUAUGAACACACAACAAGGACUAACAUUUUUUUGUAAUACUUACUUACCUUUGGUCAUUGGUGGCAAGAGACCACAACAGUUCCGACAGGAACCAAACCAAUUUCGACAACAACAACUCGCUUAAUACUUUUUGAAAUGUUUGUGAUAUAUUCAUAUAUAUUCUUGUGGUGCAUUUUUACACAUAUUGUGACUGUGGGAUAGUUUGUGGUUUUCAAUAUAAUUUGAAAUAGUUCAUAAAUAAAUUUACAGGAGUUGAAGAACUUUUCUGCCAUCAGCUUUAUUUCGGUGGACAUUCAGUAUUGGAUAUUCAUGUAAUUUUUAUUUAGAAGACAAUGGAUAGUUGUAUAGUGUAUAGUUAUGUAUGUUGAUAUCAAGUCGGACCUUUUUAGGUAUUGAUCUAGAAUUAGGCGAAAUCUUUCUUUUAAUAAGAUUUAUAACAUUACUGUUCGCCUACAAUAAUAUUAGCAUACAUGAAUUCAAACCAUUGCCAACGAUCAGAUAAGCUCAUAUAAUUAUGUCAUAUCGUAUAGACUUACAGUUAAUAGACCCGACUUGCAUAGAUAAACUAAUGUAGACUUUCUCAUUAUUGUGUUAUUUGAUAUUUGCCUUUAAGCUACAUCUAAAGCAUGUUGAAUCAUCAGCUGACGGAUUACUGAUCCUAGGAACAACAUUGCUCAAGAAACCUCACCGUAUUUCAUAACUAUAUCGGUUUCUAGUACUUUCUACAUUAAUUGAAUGUUGAUUAUAACCUUUUUCUUAGAUCCUUUCAGAAUUCAUACGCAACCAAACAAUUUCCACCUGCCAGAACUAACAUAUAUUUUUGAUUGUCUUCUUUUGUUGAAUGUUAGUUUUGACUUUUAGGCUUGCAUUCAAAUUGUAUAUAGUUUGUCAAUUUUUUUAUUCAACAAUGUCAAAAAAUCAACAACAAAAAAAAAAAAAAGAAAAGAAAAGAAAAAAGAAAAUUAAACUAGAAUGUAACACCAGAUUCAUGAUUAUUUAGAUUUUGAAAUAUUGACGCUAUAAUACCUGCCUUGAAAUUAUUGAUUUCUGUUUGGUGACGCCACAUUGCACCACAUACUUUACGACAUAAUUGACAUAUCGAGCUAAUGUUUAUUGAUAACAAAUAUUUAGAUGACAGCUGUACAAAUUUCAACCUAUUUUGACAAAAAAUGUGCUUUGUUCAACAAAUUUAUCAGUUCGAAUUAUUACUGAUAGAACUUUUUUUUCUGAAUAACAAUUUGAAAACUGAACUGAAUGCGAGUUAAACAUUAAAUUAAGCUGUUUGACUUAUCCCAAAUCAUGUCCUACAUCAGUGAAUUUUUCAGCGUGGUUUUAAUACAUAAUAUAAUUUAUUUCGUUAUCGAGUACGUUAUCAUUUUUCAAACCAUCAAUUUUUUGUCUGUGAUAAGACUCUCGUCCAUGCAGUUUAUCAUAAUAUUUUAAUUUUAAUUCGUUUUAUCAUGUCUUAAUGUGGGUUUGCUCAUGCUUUUUUAUACUCAUGUUUUCUUUAUUAUAGCGAGAUUCUCAUUUUUCACAUUCCAUAGCACGAUAUUAUGAGGUGUAUCAACCAAAUGAGAUUUCGAUCUAUAGGUAAAUUCACCUUCAUCUACGUUCAAUAACACGCCUCUCGUGAUGGUGUCCAGUAAAUGGGAACUGAACGUUGACGAAAAUUUAAUUAGUCGUUUUGAAAGAAAUUUUAUGACAGAAAGCUUCGAUAAAGCUUACUUCUGAGGAGUAGGACACUGAUAUUUAUGUACAUCUUGUAAUAAUUCAAAACACAGAACAUCAUUUUAAAAGGGUUUCAGUAGUAAUACACCCACGGUUUAAAUACUAUAGGCCUAAUUGAAAACAAGUAAAACAAUGUACAUACAUAUCUUUGACCGGCUCUAAUAUAUAUGUACUGUGUUAAUGAUUAUAUUUUUGUUGCUAUCUUUGUAAGCUAUUUCCUGUUGGGUUGCUUAACAGCUUCUUAAAGAAAGUUGAUAAAAUUGUGUGAAAGAUUAGCCCACAGUAAACAGAUGGAAAGAUAGUUCAGACUUAAUGACGUUUACGAGUAUUUCAUUUUUACGUUUCAUAUUUGAGGGAAACCUAUUAAAAUAUAAAAUGGUUA
Lottia gigantea (owl limpet) is the source of this 4722-nucleotide messenger RNA. RefSeq lists its product as hypothetical. NCBI's taxonomy places the organism in Eukaryota, Metazoa, Mollusca, Gastropoda, Lottiidae. The record is from RefSeq and is a predicted model, not a curated record. The transcript is spliced from 4 exons. The coding region runs from base 1 to 2736 and encodes 911 amino acids.